AUGGUUUUUUGUUUGUUCUUCCACUGAAAUCCCUAGCUUAGUUGCAGACUGGCACAUAUGCAUGUACUGUAUGACUUUGGUGGUGUUUAUGUCCCGCGUACAGAGCUGGCAGGCUACCAGUUCCCAGUGGAGGAAGACGAUGAGCAGUCACCCAAACACCAGCCACCCAACCUCUCCAAACAACCAACUGCCUCUGCCCUCAAGAAAACGCAGCCACAACUCUCCGCUAAAAGUCAAAAAGAAGACUCCAGCAUUCAGAGAAAGGGUGGAGAUAAUCAAUGUUGAUGACGGGAACGGAAGGGGCAGCUCUGAUAAUCUGACUGAUUUCGUUCAUCCCAGCAACAUGGAGUUCAGUGAGGAAGUUCUUCAAGGAAGAAGAGUUGCUUUUCACACCAUCCCAAAGGAGGCUCCCCUGAAGAUUGCCAUUCGAGGUGGCACAGACACUCCACUGGGAGGACAGAUACUCAUCUCCAGGAUUCUGGAAGGUGGAGCAGCAGAGCAAUAUGGUCGACUGAAUGUGGGAGACCAGCUACUGGUGUGUGAUGGAGUCAGUCUUCUUGAGGUGACCCAUGACGAGGCCGCACAGGCUCUCAAAGAUGCCAUGGAUAUGGAGUCGAACUCUAUAGAUCUGGUGGUGGCAGUCAACCCUGACUUUGACACCGGAGAAGAGCUAGUCAGAUCCCCACAGACCAUGUGGCCACCGAAAAGGGAGGAUACAGUACUGGAGGAGCCAGCCGCAGGAACCAGGCACGACUUUUCCCACUCUGCUCGUCGUGCCCACUCUGGUUUCACACUGAGAGGAAAGGAUAACCAGGUGUCUGCAAAGGCUCACGCUUUUCUACCAAGUUCCACUGGACAACAGUAUAUAGCUUAGGGGGAGAAAACAUUAUGUAUACCAAACGGCUAUGUUUACGUUCAUGCGCGCGCGUGUCACGCCACGCAGGGGCUGGACGCGAAUUCAUGCCGCACCCACAAAUCGCUGGCACGCCCAAAGUAGUCGGGAGCUCACCACGAAGUCAGUGUUUUCUCGGCAGCUAUUCGGAGCAAGCAGCAUCCAGAAGCCGUGAGUAUAUACCCCAACACUUACACACAUAAUAGUUCCUCAAGUUGGCUACGCUUAGAUACCCCCCCGGUGUUAGUACCGCGUUUUCUGCAACCGGGAGAAAAGCGUGCUCACAGAGAAGGGCGUGGCCACAAUGGCUACUCCGCGCAGCACUACGGCCGCGGCCGACCAGGAGUCUCGCGAAUUAGGUGAAGACGAUCUAAAAGUUAUAUCUGAAGCCCUUCAUCCAAUGGCCGAGAAGUAUUUAUUUUUCGGUAUACAAAUCAACGUGAUGAUGACUGAAAUCGAGAAAAUUCAGAAACAAUAUACCAAUCCGAACGAAUGUCUCCUCAAAAUCUUAUCCGUUCGUUUGAAGCAGGAUCCAGGUCUCACAUGGAAAGAUAUUGAAACAGCGCUCAAGUCAGAUAUUGUCGGUGAGGGUAAGUUAGCUGACAGAAUAAUGAAAAAAUAUGUCAGUCCUGAUCCUAGCAUUGUAGCUAGUUUAUCCCAAGGUAAAACAUCAGAAACAGCAAAAUAAAAGGA
This is a messenger RNA of Geodia barretti, 1585 nucleotides long. Lineage: Eukaryota; Metazoa; Porifera; Demospongiae; Tetractinellida; Geodiidae. The record is from the annotation of a GenBank genome assembly.